This is a messenger RNA of Grosmannia clavigera kw1407, 1017 nucleotides long. RefSeq names its product sec14 cytosolic factor. The record is from RefSeq and is a predicted model, not a curated record. The coding region runs from base 1 to 1017 and encodes 338 amino acids. NCBI's taxonomy places the organism in Eukaryota, Fungi, Ascomycota, Sordariomycetes, Ophiostomatales, Ophiostomataceae. The transcript has 4 exons.
AUGACAGACAAGACAGGUGGCAUGGAGCUUGCUCCCAAGUACGACGACUACGACUAUCCCAUCGUGGCGCCCAACGCGCAGAGCGGCCAUCCCGGCCAGGUCAGCGAGCAGCAGCAGGCCCAGGUGCACCAGCUGCGGUUGAUGCUCGAGGCCGAGGGCUACACCAAGCGGCUGGACACGUUGACACUGCUCCGGUUCCUGCGGGCUCGCAAGUUCGAUGUCGCCCUGGCCAAGAAGAUGUUCGUCGACUGUGAGACGUGGCGGAAAGAGACCAACCUCGACGAUCUCGUCCCGACGUGGGAGUACACUGAGAAGGAAAAGGUCUUUGCAUUCUACCCGCAGUACUACCACAAGACCGAUCGGGACGGUCGCCCGCUCUACAUUGAGCAGCUCGGCGGCAUCGAUCUCACGGCCAUGUACAAGAUUACGACUAGCGAGCGCAUGCUGACUAAUCUGGCGGUCGAGUACGAGCGUCUGGCGGACCCGCGGCUGCCGGCAUGCAGCCGCAAGGCCGGCCACCUGCUCGAGACCUGCUGCACGAUCAUGGACAUGAAGGGCGUGGGCAUCUCCAAGGCACCGCAGGUGUACGGUUACAUCCGCCAGGCCUCGGGCCUGUCGCAGAACUACUAUCCCGAGCGCCUGGGCCGCUUCUACCUCAUCAACGCGCCCUGGGGCUUCUCGGGCGUCUGGUCCAUGAUCAAGGGCUGGCUCGACCCCGUCACCGUCGCCAAGAUCCACAUCCUCGGCAGCAGCUACCAGAAGGAGCUGUUCGAGCAGGUCCCGCCCGAGAACCUGCCCAAGCGCUUCGGCGGCCAGUGCGAGUGCCCCGGCGGCUGCGAGCUCUCCGACAUGGGCCCCUGGCACGAGGACGAGUGGUUCCGUCCAGCCAAGUGGGCUCGGGAAGCCACUGCGGCUGCCGACAAGUCGGCAGAGGCUGGUGCCGGUGCUGUGGAGGGCGUCACACUUGAGGUCCCCGGUGAUGCCGUCGGCGAGGCCACUGACAAGGCAACGGCUUAG